Molecule: messenger RNA, 2891 nt
Organism: Etheostoma cragini (Arkansas darter)
Lineage: Eukaryota; Metazoa; Chordata; Actinopteri; Perciformes; Percidae
Gene: dhrs3b
Product: dehydrogenase/reductase (SDR family) member 3b
Exons: 6
Coding region: 569-1477 (302 amino acids)
Cellular component (GO): lipid droplet
Molecular function (GO): oxidoreductase activity, acting on the CH-OH group of donors, NAD or NADP as acceptor
Source: RefSeq, a predicted model, not a curated record
GGCAGACGCGCUCUGGAGCAAAAAUAUUCAUCCACUUAACAUGUCAAUCAGGAUUAAUGCCCAUACAAACCUCCCAUUUACGUUCAUCCAGGGCUUUUUACUAGUGGAAGGCGGUGAUAUAUAAGGCAGGACAGGACAGGAACACAACAGUAAAAGCCCAGCGGGUUCAGUAGCGCGCGUCAAGGAGCGCCGCCUGGACUUCACUUCACGUCUCUGCGUCUCUACCAAAGGUUGACAGGCGUAAUGACUGAUCACUCACUCAUCUCCAGAGCGUGAUGCACGUCGACUGUCAUGUCCGAGCUCCUUGAAGUCACACACUUCUGCUCUUUUUAAAAUUCCUUUGCCAGUGGAUUACUCAUGCAACAGAUUCUGGGGCUGCAGAUGAGAUUGGUUGCAUGCGGAUAAACUUGCAGGAGCUCCCAAGUCGCUGCCCCUGCAUUGUUGGGAGGGGAUAUCAGCACGCGUGUGUGUUUGUGUCCGUGUGUUUGUGUGCGUGUGUGCACGUAAACUUGCAGUGAACAUUAUAGGCUAAAGCCUUCUAAUCGGCUGCCCGCGAGCACUUUUCGAGAUGGAUUUGAAAAGCGCGUGUCGCCUGUGUCUUUUCCCCGUUCAAAUGCUCUAUCACAUACUCAGAGCAAGUUUGUUUUCGCUGUUGCCGAGCAGAAGGAAGGACCUGACCAAGGAGGUGGUGUUGAUCACCGGUGGGGGACGAGGAAUCGGGCGCAACCUGGCCAAAGAGUUUGCCAAGCAGGGGGCCAGAAAGGUGAUCUUGUGGGGCAGAACAGAAAAGUGCCUCAAAGAAACAGCUGAAGAGAUCUCUCUCACAGGAACAGAGUGCCAUUACUUCCUGUGUGAUGUGGCCAAUCGGGAGGAAGUUUACAGGCAAGCCAAGGUGGUUAGAGAAAAGGUGGGAGAUGUUACAAUAUUAGUGAACAACGCAGCUGUAGUCCACGGCAAAAGUCUGAUGGACAGCGACGACGACGCCCUUCUGAAAUCCCAACACAUCAACACCAUGGGACAGUUCUGGACAACAAAAGCCUUCCUGCCUCGGAUGCUUGAGCUCCAGCACGGCCACGUAGUGUGCAUAAACUCCAUCUUGUCGCAGUCUCCCAUCCCUGGGGCCAUAGACUACUGCACAUCCAAGGCCUCAUCGCUGGCCUUCAUGGAGAGUCUGACGCUGGGCCUGCUGGACUGUCCCGGCGUUGGCUGCACCACUGUGCUUCCCUUCCACACCAAUACAGAGAUGUUCCAGGGCAUGAGAGUCAGGUUUCCGCAGCUCUUUCCACCUCUCUUACCUGAGGUAGUUGCCAAGAAGACAGUGGAUGCAGUCAGAGCUGACAAGGCCUACCUAUACCUGCCCUGGACUAUGCAUGCCCUUGUCUUUUUAAAAAGCUUCAUGCCACAAGUUUCACUUGAAGAAAUCUACAGGUUUUCCGGGACUUACACCUGCAUGAACACGUUCAAAGGGAGGACAUGAACCUGGAUCGCACACAAUGUGAGAGAGACCUCAACAGCUCUGGGGUGUACUGAAGGAAAAAUGGACCUUAAGACGUCUGGAAGGAGGAUAGAGGAGGCCCCAUGAUAGCGUGAAGACAAAUACUUAGGGGACAUGCAAGGCGGCUGCUUCUGCAGGUAGAAUUAAUUGAUAAACUGCAGGAUUCACCCGGGUCCCAUCUGUAUGUGUGUGCCUUUGUGUAUAUAGCAUGAAGGACUGAAUGCCAUUUUUCACUUUCAACAGAAGCCAUGCAUAGGUCUGAACCAGUAGUUAAUCUGGGAGUUUUUUUGUGACACUUGUUUUAGCCUGUUUUUACACUUCUUUUUUUAAUUCUUCUUCUUUGAAUCAAAACAAGAUAAUAAAAAAAUGAAGUUUUAGAGAUGGAACGUGUGUCCUUUGUGCAUGAUAAAAGCGAGUGUACAAUGUAGAAGAGGUACAGAUUGUUUUGUGUCUGGGUUUUGACUCCUAUUGCACCUUUGAUUUAUGCCUAGCAAAAGAGUGACUGUGACAGACGAUAUUGUCAAAACAUAAAACAUACGCUCGGGAGAAGCAUGUACAUUCUUGUCUGUUGCCUGCUGUCAGAAAAUAGUGCAAUUUUCCAUAAACAUAUUGAACUCAAAACAAGUCUGUCAGGACCUUGUCCUCCUACGUGCAGAGUGGUCUAAACCACAUUCAAUGAACCAACACAUACAGACAGAGAGACUGUUGUAUUUAUUGAGCCCUGAAAGAGCAGCAGUCAUCUUUAAACCUUAAUUAUGUUAAGUUAAAAAAACGAUUCAAAUAUGUCACUUUGUUUUUUUAUAGCUUGGAUCACUCUCAUACAAUCUUGUCUGCUACCGCCACACAUUUUUUGUUAGUAGAUCAUAUAAAUGAUUGGUAUGAACCCCAGAGGCUAAUUUUCUAAAAAAGAAAGGGAAGAUGUGGAGCCUAUUUCACUUUAUUGCAUAAUUAAUCUGUUCCAAGGCUUUAGCUCCAAACAAAGGGCGGGGGCUGCGCAAAUUCACAAUGGAUGUCAUGUAUCAAUGCCAGAGUCUCACAAUAACCUUUUGAUAAAGGAAAGUAUUCAAGAAGUAGAAAAAGCAUGUUCUAAAAUCAGAAAGAAACAAAUUUACGGCGGAAUUACCCAAAGAUUGGACAGCGUGGAACGGAAAUUAAACAAAAGUCUCUUCUGAUCUAACUCCAGUAGCUGAUUUGAAUAAAACAGAACAUACUGAUCAGAGAUUUCAGAUUAUGUGAGCUGAAUGAAACUAAACUUCAGUAUAUUAAAAGAAUAGUGUGACAUUUUUGGUAAAGGUGCUCAGGAUUAAACGAGAAUAUCAGCAGCCAAUUAUCUUAGCUUAGCAUAACGCCUUGAAAGCAGGGGGAAACAGCUAGCCUACCUUUAUCCAAAGGUAAA